AUCGCUCCCGGAAAUCAUUCUCAGUUCGGAGCUCGAAGCGAUCAGAUCGUAGCAAAAAAAAAUUAAAAGUGUAAAAAAUACCUAUAAUUUGGAGAAAUAUAUUACAAGAUUCGGAAUCGGGAAGCUAAAUUCAAGUGUGAAAUACAGUGGAAGCAGUUUUAAUUGAAGCGCGGAAGGCUGAAGGUUUUAUUGGAUACCUCAAGGUUUCACGGCGGUAUAGAAGCUUGAAACAGGAAGAUUUUGAAGGCCACCGGAGCUGGAAAAUCGAUAUAUCUGAACCGGAAGCUACCUUCUCCGACGAGUGAAAAUGUGUGACCCGUGCUGCUCCCCGUGCGAUCCCUGCUAUCCCUGUUAUCCUUGCGUGCCAGCUCGAGGUUGCAAGAGUCGUGAGCUACGUGGAGGACAGCUUAUAGCCAACUGCGAAUGUUUGAAACGGAACGGUCUUCAACACGAUUGUCCACGCUCUGAGUGUCAGGGAAAACCAUGCUGCCUUACCAAACCGGAAGCCACCUGUUGUCCAUCGACGUACGCUCGAAGAUUCCGCAAUGUGACCAUGGGUAACAAAAGCAAUCCGGUCUGUCCGAAGCGGUGUCGUGUGACGACCGUGGGAAGUGGCUGUAAUCCGUGCGCUGUUGAUUGCUACUCUGGUGGACCAUGUGGCCCUUGUGGUCCUUGUGGACCCUGUGCACCGUGUGGCCCCUGUGGACCUUGCGGCCCGUGUGGUCCAGUGUGUGAUCCAUGCUGUGGCCCUGUUUGCGAUCCCAGCUGCCCUCCUGUGUGUGACCCAUGCGCUUGCGUACCUCAGGGAGAUUGUGGCCCAUGCGGAGCUCCGACGCCGAAUUGUAUGCCAUGUUACGAUCCCUGCACGCCCAGUAUUCCACCGCCUUGUGGAGAUAUGUGCGCUCCCUACCCAACCUGUGGACCAUGCUAACCCCGAACAAACCCUGCCACCAUUACACGUCGCUUCCAUCAUUGUACGAUUAUAAGCUAAACGGCGCACCAUCCUGCAUCCAUCCCACAUCUUUAGUGCCAAUCAUCAUUGCCCACGUUUUAAUGCGCUGUGCCUUCCCCAAACGAAGCGCUACCUAUUUGUAUAAUCCUCGAGCACUACAAAUCGCGCACCGAUGUCAAUAAAGUUGUUUCUACUGUAUCAAA
Aedes aegypti (yellow fever mosquito) is the source of this 1155-nucleotide messenger RNA. Its product is annotated as keratin-associated protein 5-5. The record is from RefSeq and is a predicted model, not a curated record. Bases 308 to 931 code for a protein of 207 amino acids. NCBI's taxonomy places the organism in Eukaryota, Metazoa, Arthropoda, Insecta, Diptera, Culicidae. Gene Ontology annotation, cellular component: extracellular region. The transcript is spliced from 5 exons.